UCCAGUUUUAUUAUGGUUCCGAUGCAGUGGUACGAAAAGACCAAAGAAAACAGAAGUGCGGGCACUUAGCUGUGCAACCCACCGUUGAAUCGUUGUGCUAACCGGCCUGGGCUAGAACUAGUUAGCAAUGGGGAAGAGGAAAGACAUGAUGAUCCAUCCACGGUACCUUAUAGGGGAGCGUGGUGAGCUGGGAGUUUAUAACGCCCACCGCAGCAAGAAGCACAAAAAGCACAAAAAGCACAAGAAGAAGCACCACCGCGAGGAGAGCUCGCCAGACGACUCAGACUCCGGCCUGCCCAUCAUCGUCAAGCCGCCCCCGCAACUCAAGCUGAAGAUCAAGCUUGGAGGACAAACGCUGGGAACUAAAAGUGUGCCCACCUUCAGCGUAGUCUCCGAAGCCCCCCGUUCUCCCUCUCCACUCAUGAUUGUGGACGAUGAAGAUGAUGAUGACGACGAUGACGAUGAUGUCGACGACGACGAAGAGGAUGAUGAUGGCGAUGGUGAUGAGGAGGAGGAGGAUGAUGAUGACAACGAUGAUGAUGAUGAUGAUGAUGAUGAGGAAGACGACGACGACGAAGAAGAGGAGGAGGAGGAGGAGGAGGAACCUUCAGAAGGAGUCCCCAUCGAGCAGUACAGAGCCUGGCUAGAUGAGGACAGUAACCUGGAGCCUGGUUCUCUGGGUGAGCUGAACUCCGGGUCUCUGCUGGGCCCCAUGGACGAGGAGGAGCGCUGGCUGGACGCGCUGGAGAAAGGGGAGCUGGACGACAACGGGGAGCUCAAGAAGGAGAUUGACGAAUCACUGCUCACCGCACGACAGAAAGCGCUCCUCCAUAAACAGCAGUGCCAGCCGCUGCUGGAGCUCCCCAUUGGCCUCCAGGUGAAGGAGCCCACGGCGGAGAUGCUGCGCAAGCGCGAGGAGAGGGCUCGGCAGCGGCGCCUGCAGGCGGCGCGCAAGGCAGAGGAGAGCAAGAACCAGACCAUCGAGCGGCUCACCAAGACCACCACCACCAGCAGCAAGACCAAGGCCAAGGGACGCAGUGGCGGCCGGGGAGCAGCCAGCACAGAGCGCCGCACCAAGCAACAGGUGCAGACGCAGAUCCCCACGGUGCGCUACCGCAGCUCCCUGGCGGACGGCAACAGCAUCUCCUUCCCGGCCUCCGUGCCCUUGCCCCAGUUCGCCCCUCCGUGCCCCCCACCGCCCCUCUCCCGGCCCAGCUGCGGGGUGCGGGGCUGCCCCAACCCCAAGCGUUACGCCUGCUCCAAGACCGGGGUGCCCCUCUGCAGCCUGGAGUGCUACAAGAAGAACAUGAUGACAAACACACUGAUGCAGAUACAGGCGCCACGGGAGGUGGUAGCGUGAAGAUUUGUGUGGAGCUUAAGUGUGUGUGUGUGUGUGCGUGUGUGUGUGCGUGCGUGCGUGUGCCUUUCAGUUUAUUUGGGUAUGUGUUUGUGUGUGUGUAAGAUGCAAGUGGUGUGUGUUUUAACAGAAAAAGCCUUGGUAUGUGUAUGUGUUUAAAGAUGAACCUUUAUGGAGGAUCUGAACGUGUGUGUGUGUGUGUGCGUGUGUGCGCGUGUGUGUGUUGGAGAGGAUCACAAUUGUGUGUGUGUGUGUGGUGGAGAUUGUAUGUACUGUAUGUAAUUGUGGGUAUAUCAAGGAAUGGGCCUCCAGAUUUACUCAUUGGCAAACACAUACAUGUGCCCCACUGAAAGCAUGGCACAGAACAAUUCUUCAGUAUGUGUGCUUAACAGGAAGAUGAAAUGACGAGAAGGCGUGCCUAACAAUUAUCAUUCCUGUGUGUGUGCGCGUGCGUGCGUGCGUGCGCGUGCGUGCGUUUGCAAUGUGUGGAGAGUAUGAGGAAGUAUGGGUGUAGCUUACCUCAUAGGUUUGGUCACAGACAGUGCUAUCUGUCAACUGUAAAUAUCUGAUAUCAAAAACCCGUCAUUUUAUUUAUGGCUCUAUGGUGGCAUUAUUGUCCAUCUCCACAUCUCUCAUAUUAUUAUUUUACUGGCAAACACAAUUAUGGACGAGAUAAGAUUCUUUUGCUACUUUGUCAGAUAAACGGCAAAAACGCUGAAGUGUAUUUAUUAUUUUCUGUAUUUGCAAGGCAUUGCAACGCCACAGUCGAAACAAAGUUAUUUUUGUAGAAAAAAAAAAGAAUAAACGAAAAAAAUAAUACAAAGAAAUAAACAUUCUUUUUUUCCCG
Molecule: messenger RNA, 2204 nt
Organism: Engraulis encrasicolus (European anchovy)
Lineage: Eukaryota; Metazoa; Chordata; Actinopteri; Clupeiformes; Engraulidae
Gene: ino80b
Product: INO80 complex subunit B
Exons: 7
Coding region: 128-1360 (410 amino acids)
Biological process (GO): chromatin remodeling
Cellular component (GO): Ino80 complex
Source: RefSeq, a predicted model, not a curated record